AUGGCACUCGAGCCACCUCCUUCAAAGGACCAGUCAGCCAGUACAGGCGCGCAGGACAAUGGGGCGGCGCCCAGCGAGAGAAAUCAGGCCAGACAUUUCAGCUCUGAGAUCACACGACACUCCUGUCUGCUCAACCAGAGCCGGCUGGCUGGGUUUGGCCAGGACAAGAGGGCGAAACUGUCUGCGCGGCACAUUGACAAAAGAACAUGGGAAAUUGUACCUGUAAUUUCCCGUUGCGCUGGCGCGCAUGGGAUCAUGCACGUCGACAAUACCUUCACACUUGGCGGGACCAACAGGAUUCGCCAGGGUGCCCUGGACCCUCUCUCUGUCUUUCUCUUUCUUUCCCCAGCCGUGGCCAGGUCAUUGAUCCAAAGGCCCACGGGUCUUGGCGGUACCGACUGUGCCCCUCCUGCUGCCAAUUGGGCAUACGUUCUACAGAGCACAGCAUCGAGCAGUGUUCUGACUCUUCGCAAGACUCUCGACGACACAUUCAUUAUCUGGACCCACCGCUCAGGAGCACAGGACGAAGGCCGAAAGCAAUCACUUGGCACCAUCCACUUGACGGGCUUACAAGACGACAGCGACCAACGCGACAGCGCUACAUAUAUUCAUCGUGGAUUCCCUCGCGACAUAUUGCACUUCAAAUCCAUCGCCAUGCAGUUGACCAGCAUUUUAUCGGCAGCUCUCCUGCCCCUCCUCGCCCUUGCGCAGGACACCACCUCAGGGACGACAACCCUUACGCAAACCUCGACAAUGACAAAGACUAUCACUCUGGCCAGCAACACCGUGACCAUGACCGCUACGAAUAACUCGACCAGCGAGUCUACAAGCGUCACUCGUGCUUCCAGCAAGGCGACAGCGACAGCAUCGUCGUCGUCGUCCUCCGCAAAGUCCUCUUCAUCUGAGACUCCCGGCGUCAACGGCCUUGGAAACGGCGCCGCGUCACUUGGCUCCUCCCAUGUGGCUAUUGCCGGGGUGGCAGGCAUGCUCGUCGUUGCGCUGAUGUAA
Molecule: messenger RNA, 1008 nt
Organism: Diaporthe amygdali
Lineage: Eukaryota; Fungi; Ascomycota; Sordariomycetes; Diaporthales; Diaporthaceae
Exons: 4
Coding region: 1-1008 (335 amino acids)
Source: RefSeq, a predicted model, not a curated record